AUGGCUGAAGAGACCCCAAAGCCACUUGAUGAUUCCGAGAUGAAAGCCCUCUGGGACGAGCUGGCAGGCCGGGGAAAGCAAAGGCCGCAGGCUGGCGCCGAGGAGCUGUCUCCCAGGACGGAUGCUCAGUGGAAGGCCGUUUUCUUCGAGAACAUGCAGUCGAGGGCUUUGAUCCUGCAGAACACCAAAGUGGGCAGGCUCCACAAGAACAAGGAGCAGCAAGAAAAGGCAGCAAAGAAAGUGCCCCCGGAUGGGCUCUCCCGAGAAUGGUUUGACGAAGAGGCCAUGACGCUGGAGGCUCGGGCUUACUUGCUCGAUAAGCUCCUCCCUACUUUAGUGCCCGGCGUCGAGAAACUGUUAAAGGUGGCAGAGAGGAAGAAGGUGCUAGAAGCCGAAGCAGAGAAGGAGGAGCCCUCCAAAUUUGACCCCAUUAAUUUCCUAGGAGAGUAUCUGAUGAGGCGUAAUCCUGCCUAUGAGAGCGGUGAAACGACAGAUCCAUAUCUUAGAGGGAUUAAGGCAGUCACCGAAGAGCUGAAAGCUCAGGUGCCGGAGACAACACCGCACAAGCUAGCCCAGAUGAAGAUGUUGGUGAAAGAAAAGCGCCAGCAGAGAGAUCAGGUGGAAGAGAUCAAGAAGUGUGUGAAAGCCAUGCGCAAGGAGGCCCUGGCGGUGCAGUUCAGAGAAUGGACGCAGGAUACCAGCUCACAGAUCCCACUUGGGCUGGUCCAAAGUGCCCUGAGGUCAUUCCUGGACAUCGCCACUUUGCCCAUUGGCACCACAGAAGGAAUCUAUGCCAGGCCCGUGGAAGCCAUAGCAACACUAGAGCUGAAAGUGAACGAAGAGGAAUUUGCAGAGCAUGUCUUCUCCUAUAUAAAAAACUUCACCAGCGACAUGUUCCAGGAACUACUGAAGCACCUGUUCCAAUGUGCCAAUGAUGCCCGAGGGAUCCUCACACACGACAGGUGGAGGCAGACCUUUCUCCAGCUCUUCCUGGACUGCGACCAUGGAAAGGUGGGGAUCUUGGACAGAAAACGGGUUUUAACUUUACUGGAGAACUUCUACAGCAACUGCUCAGAGCCUGCUAAGAAGAGGCUCCGCAAUCCAACUCGUUGGCCAGUUAUUGAACUAGACGAUAUAGAUCUCCUCGAGUUUUGGGGACAGCUGGAAGAUGAGACGUCCCUUUCGCAACAAAGUAGCCUCCUGUACAAAACCGCUCAUCUUGGACUCUCUGCGGAAGCCAUAGUCCUAAAUCAGGUGUUAAAAGAUAUACUGUCUGAAGAUGCUCUGGCCGUACCUGAUGCAGGAGACACAGAGGUGCCCCUAGCUGUUAGCCCGGAAGCAGAUGUCCUGGAGCAACAGGUCAGUUCGGCAGGAGAGACGAUCACAGCGAUUCAGACCACAGUUUCAGGAGAAGAGGCUGCAGAAGGCCAGAAGGAAGAAGAUCCGACCCCUUUUGCUGGGCCGUCGCCUGCCAUUGAGGAUUCUUUCAUUGAAGCCAUGAAGGUGGGCUUGGAUGCAUGGGAGGGUGAUGGGAAUGUGAAGCCAGAAGGUCCUGCUGCUACAUCAGAAGAGGAAGCCGCAGUGAAAGGUCCUGCUGCUACAUCAGCAGAGGAAGCCGCAGUGAUAGCCACAGUGCUGGAACAGGCGUCGAAGGAAAACGAUCUGGGCCCUGACAAACAGAGGAGCUUGGAGAGACCUGAUAUUGCUGCAAAGACGAGCACAGCUGAGCCAGUAUCAAGCCUAGGGGAGGAGACCCCAGUGCCUGAUCAGGACACCGGUGCAGAAGCGGGUCAUGAGCACCUGGAGGAGAGCACAGAGGAUCAGCCAGCUGUGGACACCGGCGAGCCACCAGCAACGGCAGCCAUGGAAGGCCAAGUCUCAGUUCUAUCCUCGUUGCCUUCAUGGAAACCCAGCAAGUCAGCCGAAAAGGCUCCUCAGCUGAUAUGGGGACUGCCGUGGUCAGGUGACCUUGAGACAGCCGACUUGACCUUCAAGUACAGUGACUAUGGCAAGGAAGUCCGGGAAGACUGGAACAGCGAAAACACCAGGUUUACAGGCUUGCGCAUGAACAUGCUAGAAAUUCAGUGCCGUGGUCCCCCUUCUUCCACCAGCGCCUUUGACAAAAAUUCCCUCAACCCGCCACAGUUCGUGCAGCUGAUGGAGACGUUUGUCGGUGAGGAAAUUUCUCAGCCAGAAAUGAAGAGAUUGGUGAAGUUUAUGAAGCAAGGCUACGUGCUCCUGGAGAAAGAAAAAAUCAGUCAGAUGGAAAGGAUUCGUCAUGAAGCUUUCCUGGUCCGCCAGCAACUUCUUCUGAGCGCCCUCUUUGAGAAGUGGGAUAAUGAGGGCUCCGGAUUCCUUGACAUGGAAGAGGUGGACGCUGUCCUUGGUACCUUUAAGGAAGGGAUGGAGCAAGAGGCCCUGGAGAAAGCUAAACUGCAGCUCCCCAUUCCCCAGCAGCAUCCCAGUGGAGUGGUGAAACUCACCAAGAGAGUCUUCCAAACCUACAUCGAGCUGGUCAUCUCUGAAUUCACUGGAAAUGAAGAUGAGAUCUUGGAUAACGUGGUGGAAUUUCUCAUGACAGCCGUGGAGAAGACUCUCAUGGAGCAACUGCGGGGCUCUGCUCGACGGAAGUGGCUGCAUGGCAUUCAGCACACGGCCAAGACCAAUGGGGGGAGCAUUGAACCCGUCUACCAAGCUGUCUUCAAGGCCCUUGCUCGGGAUGCAGAUGCCCAUGGAGACAGCAAGAAGAUCAGCGCCUACAUCGCCCUCUUGGAAUACAACAUUCUUUUUCCAGUGCGGGGAGAUGUUCUCCUCCGCUACGUGGCCUGCACAGAAGACGACAUUCAGUAUGUUCUGAACCAAUCACUUUACAUGGAUAUGAAAGGAGUUAGCUUUGCAGCGGCAUUAGAAGACAAGCCCAUCCACGUCCCCAGAGUUCAGCUGCAUGGAAAUAUCCACUUCUGGAACUGUGACCGUCCCGAGCAGGAGAGGAAGGGCUCCUUCUUGGUGAUCCCACUCGAGGAUAUCCGAAGAAAGGUCUUUGGCAUUCUUGGGUUGGACACCCUCCGUGACCAGAAUGAACAAACCAUCUUUGUGCCCCAUGAAAUCCGUUUCUAUCAGGGGAUAGCAAAGGCAUUCAGUGUCGCCUACCACCAUAUUCGCACCCUGGACAGUGUCAAGCAGAUUAUAAUCACCGCCAUGGAAUGGCUGUCCACCAGAGCACCAAGCCUCCACACCAUCACGGCAUACUUCAUGGAACCUGGAAAAGGCAGGAUACAUGAUUACACCUUGCGCCAGGUGAUGACUACCAACCAGAAGGGGCACAUGGAAACCUUCCCUCAUCCAGCGCCAGUGCUCAGCAGAAGCGACAACAUCUUCAGAGAUUACCUGUUCAAGUGCAUAGACUGUGCAGAGGUGCUGAAUGUGUGUGUGUACGAAGAUCACCACAUUGCAGUUCCACUGAGGGAUCCGGCAGGCUACGCCAUGGUGGUGCUUGACAUCAACAUUGGACAGCGUCAAAAGCUGCCAUCCUGUGAGCAUAAGGACCUGCAGAAGAUGCUGAAGAUGGUGCAGGCUGCCAUUUGUGAGAUACUGAAAGAAGAGUCGGGCAGUCUGGAACCCUACUACGCUUUGGAGGCAGAGUAUGUUGGGGACUGGAGGCGCGGGGGAGUCCUCUUCUACCGAUUCAUACUGCAGGACUUGCAAAACUGUAUCUGGAAUCUUGACCCAGAGAAUUCCUUUAAUGAAAUAAGGAGCUAUGAAGAGCCACCAGUCCUGGUGCACAAGAUACUGAAGUGUGUGCUGCUGAUUUUGUACCCGCAGUGGGCUGGUACAGAGGAGGUUGAAAACUGGAAAUAUUGCAUACAGAACAUUGAUAAAGAACUUAUUGAGAACAUUUGCUACUUUGACCCAACUGCUGCCUAUGUCCAAAUUCGGUCAGAAGUUGUGUAUAGGUGCCUCCAAGGUAUACAGAGGACAGCCAUAUGGAAGCUUGGCUCAGCUCCAGUGGAGUAUCUUUACAACUGGACACUCACCUGUCUGUCAUUAAUAGAUCUUGCAAAGACACUUCGGUGUUCUCAGACUACGCCUUCACAGUCUUACGGGCUGCUGCUUCUCAGCCCAAUUCAGUCAAAAACAGCAUCCAAUAGUUCAGAAUACAACCAAACCACCAAUUUUAUUUAA
Euleptes europaea (tarantolino) is the source of this 4182-nucleotide messenger RNA. RefSeq names its product EF-hand calcium binding domain 5 (gene EFCAB5). Bases 1 to 4182 code for a protein of 1393 amino acids. The transcript has 20 exons. NCBI's taxonomy places the organism in Eukaryota, Metazoa, Chordata, Lepidosauria, Squamata, Sphaerodactylidae. Gene Ontology annotation, molecular function: calcium ion binding. The record is from RefSeq and is a predicted model, not a curated record.